AUCGUCCCAUCGGCGAGGACGUGUAGCGCCAGACGGGAAAAAUUGUUCUACGUACGAUCCACGAGCAAUAAACGUAAAUCCCGCAAGAUUUUAUCUGUGAAGGAUGUAAGUGAUAAGUGAGCCGCUCGCAAAAUUAUCAGUAAUGAAGUGCAACGCGGAAACUUUAAAAUGAAUGGAUUAAAUGAAUUUAUUAGUGGAAACAAAAUAUAUUUCAAGUUAGUUCUGGCGCUAUGAGGGUAAUCCUCACACGCGGUUACUAUAAACUAGUCACGAUUAACGUGUAAUGCCGGUUUAAAAAUAUACCAUUUAUGUCAUGUCAUUUUUAAAUUUGUUCCUCAUUUAAUCUGACGGUUAAAUGUGACAGUCGGAGUAAAUUGUGACAUGGUUUUUGUCGGACUAAUUAAAGGUUUAAGCAGUGCUAUGAUGAAAAGAAGACGUUAGUGAAAUUAAAUAUAAUAUAGUGGUUGUUAAUUAGUAGAUAUUAAUGAUGGCUGAUCUGAAGAAAAUUAAGUGGCAUACGUAUUUUUUGAAUGCGGUUAUGCUUUUCGUCACUAUGAUUUAUGAAGCCGGCGGCCUCCGUACCACGGAACUCCACAUUAGCCCUCGCGUCGUUCAAAGAGGGAGAAACGUUACGAUGGCCUGCUUGUAUCGUCUACAUGAGAGCGAGAUCUAUUCGGUUAAGUGGUACAAGGGCUCGCAAGAGUUCUAUAGAUACUCGCCCCUUGAAUCGCCCACGACUAGAGUGUUACCUGUAAAUGGGAUAAAGGUUGAUAGGUUAAACUCAAACGAGACGCAUGUAGUUUUAAUACGGGUGACACCCAAUCUCAGCGGUAACUACAGCUGCGAAGUAAUACAGAACGCACAUACGUUCCCCCAUUACAUGGCCACAGCGAGACUCGAUGUUGUUGGUAUUGGCGGUCUCCGCGCAACGGAGCUGCGAAUAUCGCCGCCGGUGGUCCAGCGCGGCUCUGACGUCACGCUUGCCUGUAACUACGAGCUGACUGACGCCCCUCUGUACUCCGUCAAGUGGUACAGAGGGCGACACGAGUUCUACAGAUAUUCGCCCACUGAAACGCCGGCCACUAAGAUCUUCCCUUUCGCUGGGAUUAAUGUGGAUUUAGCCAGAUCGAAUCAGAGUCAAGUGGUACUAACGAGGGUUAGCUUCGGGCUCUCUGGUAACUUCAGUUGUGAGGUCACAGCCGAUGCGCCUUCCUUCGCCACGUCUAUUGUUUCUAACACUAUGGAUGUUGUUGUUCUGCCACCCUCAUCACCGAUGGUCCACACGAGCCAGCACUACUACAUGCCGGGAGACGUGCUUCGAGCAAACUGUACGUCUGGUCCAAGUCGUCCACCAUCAGAGCUCACUUUCUUCAUAAAUGACAUUCCUGUAACACCAGGUCUCCACAGCGCGCAGCCUGCACCAGAAGGACUGUUCCUAUCAGAGCUAUUCGUGCAAGUCCACCUCUGGCCAGCGCACUAUGAGAGAGGAGCCCCCAUACUCCGGUGUGAGGCGAAAGUGGGAGACCUGUAUAGGGACAAUGCAGCCGUCGCGUUGUACUCUGCUAAUAGUGACCCUAAGAUAGAAAGAGUAACCUCGCCGGGAACCGGAGCCAAAUUGCAAGUGUGCCAAAUUUUAAUUCUACUAUGUAUCAUCGUGUGGGCUAACAAUACAUAGAGUAUAUAUGUCCUAUGUGUCCUGAGAGAAAACCGAUGCUGUAGAGUAAAGAAACAAAAUAAAUGGAAAAUUAGCGAAACAUCAACAGUCCCAUUGAUAUAUUUUAUGGAAGCGAAGAAACAGCUUUAGUAGGUACAUGACUAAAAUUGUAUAUUUCACAAACAGUGACAAUUUAAAAGAAUACCGUUAAGGAUGGAAUUAAGGACUCCUUGUUUGAUUUUACGCGAGUAUGUAUA
Molecule: messenger RNA, 1911 nt
Organism: Zerene cesonia (dogface butterfly)
Lineage: Eukaryota; Metazoa; Arthropoda; Insecta; Lepidoptera; Pieridae
Exons: 8
Coding region: 485-1675 (396 amino acids)
Source: RefSeq, a predicted model, not a curated record